Spirodela intermedia is the source of this 3104-nucleotide messenger RNA. The record is from the annotation of a GenBank genome assembly. NCBI's taxonomy places the organism in Eukaryota, Viridiplantae, Streptophyta, Magnoliopsida, Alismatales, Araceae.
AUGGCGAAACCCCCGACCUGGGGAAGGAGGUUCCUUUGUGCCAUGCUAGCGCUCGUCGGGAUCACAUUGUCCUGCAUCCUAUACAACACCGCCGGCAUUGCCAGCUUCCUCCAGCUGUCCAACAGGAGCUUCCUAAAUCUCAAUUAUGAUGCGGUUCGGGCUCUCUCACUUAAGCUCUCACGUUCGAGUACUCCCAUCCGAGCCUCGUGCUUCCCGAGCUUCGCUCCACGCGUUCGUCCAUGGCCCUUGCUUUCUUAGCUUCAUCUUCGGACAUGGACGUUUCCGAUUUCUGAUCAUAAUCAUCCACUGCUGGUCAGACAUCAUGUCUUGACCGUCGGAAACGUACUGGAAUAGCCGGAUUGAGCGAGCAAUCAUCUGCUAGGUGUUCCUCCAAGGCGAUGCUGUCAUCUGCGUUUUCAUGGCGACGUUUUUUCCUUGUUUUACGGUGCCUAUGGUUGAUGUCAGCGUCUGUUUCUCGUGGUGACGGCCUUUUUAUUCCACGCUCAUGAAUUAUAGCGGGAAGUGCGGUAUAUAUUUUAGCUCUUCGAACUCCUCCAACUUUUUCGUAACCAAUUCCGUGCUACCGGAGCAGGUUAGCGACGAAAUCAAGCUGAAGAAUGUGCUCAAGGAAGCAGCCAUGGUGGAUAAAACUGUGAUAUUGACGACGCUGAAUGAGGCAUGGGCGGCUCCUGGUUCUGUUCUUGACCUCUUCCUGGAGAGCUUUCAGACAGGAGAGCGCACGGUAAGGCUCUUGGAGCACUUGGUGAUCGUCGCUCUUGACGAGAAGGCGUACGAGAUAUGCAAGUCUAAGCAUACCCACUGCUACGCUUUGAAGACCGAAGGAGUAGAUUUCUCUCAAGAGAAGUUAUUUAUGACGGAGGAUUACCUGAGGAUGAUGUGGAGAAGGAUAGACUUUCUGAGAGUCGUCCUUGAGAUGGGAUAUGACUUCAUCUUUACGGUAACUUUAUCUUUUCUGUUUCUACAGAUUUAUUUUUGUAAAGAACGUUGAUGACCUACGAUUUUGAACCUCGGAUUAUUUUGUUUAUAAAUCUGUUUCUCAAAAAAUAUUCGGUAGGUAAAGAGAUCCAGGGCCUACCUUUCAGUAGAGCAUGCAUAAUCGAUUUCCACGAAUAUUCAUACUAAUCUAUCUAAAGUUAGCCUCUAAUACUUACCACAAAGAGUAUAGCCUUAAGAUUUCCUCUUUUCUUUUCUUUUUCUCUCUUCUCGGUGGCGUUCUUGGGCCCCUGCUCUGUUGUACCAAGACAGCCUUCAACGAUUGGAACUGCUCUUUCAGAAACCCCUUGCCUGGGGAUUUUGAACUGGCUUCGGAUGAUAUAUUUAUAAAGAUGAUUAAAGGUAGAAUUUUAUUCUUAUCGCACCAUAUUUUCCACCAGAGCUUAAAGGUGAUCUAGUGUGAUUUCCAGAAUGGUUAAAGCUAUAGUGAUAGUGCAUAAGAUCAGAUAAGUCCGGGUAUCGGCCCUUUCCGAUCUAGGUUAGGUUGAAUUUGGACUCAAUUCAGUCAGAUUCCUCCUAGCACGGAUUGAAGUAGCUACUGCAAAUCACUAUCCAGGCUGGCCCCUCAUCCCAGUUUGCAUAAUAUUGGCUUUCCCUUGUUUCAUUACGGUGCUGAUGCGCUAGCCUGAUGAAGUCUUCAGUAACCACACAUCAAACCUUUGUAUUUAGCCUUUGUCUAAUUUUUUUUUCCGCCAUACUUCGCACCCACUGUUGUAAAAUUGAUCGUCUCGAAUUCUUGUCAAGGAGUAUGACCAAGGAUCAGUUUGUGAGAUUUUUCUGGGUAUCCGACAUAACUGACAGGUGAACGGUUUUCCAUAAAAUUUUACGGUCGAUGAAGAUCGGUUGUCUAGCCUGUGUAUCUCAAAGUACUUCAUGAAGCAGCCCAGUCCACCAAACUAGUGGGAAUGAAUUUAUGGAGUGCAAGGAUGCCACGUUUACUUCCCGGUGGAGCCCUUUCACGUAGCUAUCCACACAAUCUACUCUUUCCGUUGGAGCAAAUUGGCAGGGGGAGAGGUCAACAGUGGGAAAAGAGGAACCCUAGAGAUUUUCCCCUAGGAACCCAAAAGACGAAAGUGCAGAUCGAGGAAAAAAGUAAAAUAUAGCAGAAUAAUUGAAUCUGAAGCGGAACACUCAAUAGUAGCUGUCAUUUCCUCGAGUUCUACGGCCGGUUCUUCAGUCAUGAAUAUUCUCCCACACGUCGGAAACGGCUCGGUCUUGAAAUUUAAUGCUGUGAGGCAUUAAAGAUGUGUGGCAUAGUGUCUCUACUUAACUGCGCAUCCCAUAUGUUAGGGAAUAAAAUUAUUUCAUUUCUUGGAUCUAUUAAUCUAGCCCUAAAUUUCUUCAUAAAUCUACAUUUCCUUGCAUCCGUUGUAUCGAGCUUUGACCUUACUGAUAACACGCACGCAGGCACGCACGCAUUCAUAUAGAUGCAUAUGUACGUUUUUUUGGUAGUGAAGUUCAACCUAUUGCCGUUUAAAAACUGUGGGCAAACGUCGAGUUUUGGAUGCAGAAUACCCGAAAGAUACAUGGGUUCCAUAGUUUUCGACUCUGGUCUCUAUCUUUUAUCCGCCCAAGUUCAUAUAAAAGUUGCUCUUUUCUUGCAGGACGCUGAUAUAAUGUGGUUCCGAGACCCCAUGCCGUUCUUCUACAAAGACGGCGACUUCCAGAUCGCAUGCGACCAUUUCAACGGCAACCCCGACGACAGAACGAACUAUAUCAACGGAGGGUUCAAAUAUAUAAAGUCCAACGAAAAAACAAUAAAGUUCUACAAGUACUGGUACGAGAAAAGAGUGGAGCACCCGGGCGCUCACGACCAGGACGUGCUCAAUUACAUCAAGGGAGACCAAAUCCUCCACGACAUCGGGCUGAACUUGAAAUAUCUACCCACCGUCCACUUUGGGGGGAUAUGCGAACCCAGCAGCGAUUUCAAUCAGGUCUCCACCAUGCACGCAAAUUGUUGUAUUGGAUUGAUAGAUAAGUUGAACGAUCUGAAGGUAAUACUGAAGGACUGGAGGCAGUACAAUACUCUGCCGCCCAGCGUGAAUGGCCGUCAUGAGCACAAGUGGAGAGUCCCGCAGCUCUGCAGGUAA